Messenger RNA from Cuscuta campestris, 3375 nucleotides. The record is from the annotation of a GenBank genome assembly. NCBI's taxonomy places the organism in Eukaryota, Viridiplantae, Streptophyta, Magnoliopsida, Solanales, Convolvulaceae.
CGGAGUAGUCUUAUUUUCCAACCCUAGAAAAUCCAUUAGAUUUAACUCCACGGAUGGAGUUUUUCUGGCUGCUUGUUUUGUGCUAGAAUCAACUGGACCACACGCGUAAAUCUCCAUUUCAUAGUUUCAAUUCGCGUUCCAGCUCAAGAAAUCAAUCCAAUUUAGCCUCAAAGAGCUCGACCCUUUCGACAAUUGAGAUAAACCUAUUUGUAGAGACACUUGGACUUGGGUUUUGGUACUGAGGAGUUGAGGGCAGGACUCUUAGUAUCUUAGGAAAGAUGAUGUCAAGAUCGUAUACAAACCUCUUAGAUUUGGCUGCCGGGAAUUUUCCAGAAAUGGGGAGGGAAAAGGAACGCAGGCGGAUGCCGAGGGCGAUGACAGUUCCUGGUAGCAUCUGUGAACUUGAUGAUGAUCAGGCAAACAGUGUCGCAUCUGAUAAUCCAUCUUCACUUGUAUGUGAUAGGAUGAUCAUUGUUGCUAAUCUGUUGCCCGUAAAAGCGAAACGGCGUCCAGAUAACGAAGGGUGGAUCUUUACUUGGAAUGAUGAUUCAAUACUAUUGCGGAUUAAAGAUGGGUUGCCAGAAGAAAUGGAAGUACAAUAUGUUGGAUCUUUGUCCGUUGAUGUUGACCCAAUCGAACAGGAUGACGUUUCAAACUAUCUUUUGGAAAAAUUUAAGUGUGUUCCAACGUUUCUCCCACCAAAUUUAGUGGAGAAAUAUUAUGAGGGUUUCUGCAAGAAACAGUUGUGGCCUCUUUUUCACUAUAUGUUGCCAUUUUCGCCUGACCAUGGAGGUCGCUUUGACCGUUCUAUGUGGGAAGCCUAUGUGUCCGCCAAUAAGAUUUUUUCCCAAAAAGUGAUUGAAGUUCUUAACCCUGAGGAUGAUUUUGUUUGGAUUCAUGAUUACCAUUUGAUGGUGUUGCCGACAUUCUUGAGGAGGAGAUUCAACCGGUUGAGAAUGGGGUUUUUCCUUCAUAGCCCAUUCCCUUCUUCAGAGAUAUACAGGACACUUCCAGUCAGAGAAGAAAUCCUCAAGGCUCUUCUCUGCUCUGACCUUAUUGGUUUCCACACUUUUGAUUACGCCCGCCAUUUCCUCUCCUGUUGCAGCCGAAUGUUAGGCUUAGAGUAUCAGUCAAAAAGGGGGUAUAUAGGGCUGGAAUACUAUGGAAGGACUGUAGGUAUAAAAAUUAUGCCUGUUGGGGUACACAUGGAAUAUAUUGAGUCAGUGAUGAGGCUUAGCAAUAGAAAGAGCUUGCUCAAUGACUUAAGCAAGCAAUUUGAAGGGAAAAUUGUGUUGCUUGGAGUCGAUGACAUGGAUAUUUUCAAAGGAGUCAACUUAAAACUUCUGGCGCUGGAGCACAUGCUCAAACAACACCCAAAGUGGCAGGGGAAAGCCGUGCUCGUCCAGAUUGUUCAUCCUUCCAGAGGGAAAGGGAUUGAUUUGGAUGAAAUUCGGGCUGAGAUGCAGGAAAGUUGCAUGAGAAUCAAUAAGGAAUUUGGAAACCCUGGAUAUGAGCCGGUGGUUUUAAUUGACCACCCCAUCUCAAGUAGUGAAAAAAUGGCAUAUUACAGUGUUGCAGAGUGUGUUGUUGUUACCGCUGUAAGGGAUGGGAUGAACCUGAUCCCCUAUGAAUAUGUUGUCUGUAGACAGGGAAUUUCCGGUGCAAAUGAAGAAAAUUCUGGUCUAGAUGGGCCCAAGAAGAGCAUGCUAGUGAUAUCCGAAUUCAUAGGGUGUUCUCCUUCAUUGAGUGGGGCCAUCCGUGUAAACCCGUGGAAUGUUGAAGCUACUGCUGAGGCAAUGAAUGAGGCGAUAUCAAUGGCUGAACAAGAGAAACAGAUGCGACAUGAAAAACACUACCGUUAUAUUAGCUCUCAUGAUAUAGCUUAUUGGUCUAGAAGCUUCUUGCAAGAUAUGGAGAGAACAUGUGUAGAUCACUUUAGAAAAAGAUGCUAUAGCAUUGGUUUGGGAUUUGGUUUCAGGGUUGUGGCUUUAGACCCCAACUUUCGGAAGCUCACAAUUGAUGAUAUCGUUGCAGCCUAUGUCAGGGCUAAGAGCAGAGCAAUAUUGCUGGACUACGAUGGCACUGUUAUGCCCCAAAAUUCUAUCAUCAAGUCUCCUAAUGAUGGAGUCAUAUCAAUCUUAAACAAAAUAUGUAGUGAUCAAAAUAAUACAGUGUUUAUAGUUAGUGGGAGAGGAACAGAGAGUUUAAGCAGGUGGUUUUCUCCUUGUAAGAAAUUAGGGCUUGCUGCAGAGCAUGGUUAUUUCAUGAGGUGGUCACAAGACCAUGAUUGGGAAGUGCCGUGCCCGAGCUCUGAUUUUGGAUGGAUGCAGCUUGCUGAACCUGUGAUGCAAUCUUAUACUGAUGCUACUGAUGGUUCUUCCAUUGAGAAGAAGGAAAGUGCUAUAGUUUGGCAGUAUCGUGAUGCGGAUCCUGGUUUUGGGUUUUCUCAGGCUAAGGAGAUGCUUGAUCAUCUAGAGAGUGUUUUGGCAAAUGAACCUGUUGCUGUAAAGAGUGGCCAGUUCAUUGUUGAAGUCAAGCCUCAGGGAAUCACCAAAGGGUUGGUUGCCGAAAAAAUAUUCACAUCAAUGGCACAAAAAGGGAAACUGGCGGAUUUUGUGCUCUGUAUUGGGGAUGACAGAUCAGACGAGGAUAUGUUUGAAGUAAUUGGCGAUGGUCUCUCGAGAAGUAUCCUCUCUCACAACACAAAGGUUUUUGCCUGCACAGUCGGGCAAAAGCCAAGCAAAGCAAAAUACUAUUUGGAUGACCCAUCUGAGGUUGUUCUCAUGCUCGAGUCCCUUGCCGAAUCAACCGACACCCCGGUGGCGUCUGAUGACGAAGAAGCAGAUAACUCCUCUUGAAAGAUUGGUCAGAGAAUUUAUGUCAAUCUUGAGAAAAAAGAAAGGAGGGCAAAGGAGACUUUCACGUGGAGGGCACCUGCUGGCUGGCUGGCUGUUGAGUGAUGAGGAAAAAAGGUCUUAUUCUUUUGGAGUAGUUAAAGCUGAACUCAGUAAACAUAUGACUUCUGCAGUGGUGGUCAAUGUACAUCAGAAUAAAACAUUUGGCAACUGUAAUUCUUUUCCUUAGUUUCUGAAAUGUAAUUCUAUUUGUCAAACAUUACAUUGCAUUUUAAUAGAACAGCUUUCACAGGAACACCAUGGAGUAGAUUUUUUCUCUUUUGAAUGGAAGUUUACGAGAUUCUACGGCAAUCCCUAGAGAGAUUAAAGACAUACUUUUUGGAACCUAUUACAUUCGGAGAAGGACAGGUUCUCGCUACCAUGGAUGGCGAUGGAGGGACUUAAAUGAUCUUAGAGCGGCAUCAGCAAGAAAAGUGGACGCCAAACUGCGUGGAGGAACGACUUGAUAAGGUUGUGGUGU